AUACUUGAUAAAAAAAUAUGUUGAAGAAAAACAAUGCCCAAGUCGACAAACUCAAAACUUUUAGCUUCUUGUUUCUUUUAAACGCGCAACAGUUAUUGACUUAUGAAGUGUAUUUAACAAUGUAUUCGAACACAGGGAGCAACAUUUGAAAACCCCAGUUUGGGUAAAGUGUAGACGAAUCUCAUCUCAUCAUAAAAAAUGGUAACUUCAACAUCGCAGGAAGAAACCUAUGCUAGAGAAUCAUGCUUGAAGCUUGAAGUUGGAGAAUCAUCUUCUUCUAAAGAGUCUAUUUUUGUCAAGGGCACUUGGUUUCCUUCUCAUUUCUUUCUCCUCAUUACCAAUGGCGCUGAAGCUUGGCUUUGCAAUGCAUUAGAAGAGGAUGUGAAAGAAAGGGCAAGUCAAUGGGAUCAAUCCGAGUCAGAAUAUGUUAAAUUUGCAGAAAAGUAUUUAGGGUUUCAACAGCCUGAUUCUGUAUACCGUUUUUCUGAUGCUGGAAAUGGCUUUAGAAAGCUGUCAUGGACAUUUGAAAAGGAAGGGAUCAAACUGGAAUGGAGAUGGAGAUGUAAGCCAUCACCAAACUGUAAGAAAACUACUGCACAAGUCCUGGACUUUCUCAUGGACUCAAACAUCAACUUAAGUAUAAGGCUGCACUGCAAACCCACAUGUAAAAAUACAUGGAGUGUGAUGCUAUGUCUACCACUUAUUUGCAUAAUACUUGGCAUGCUUCAGGCAGAAUGGCGAUUAACAACCUGUGACAAUGGUAGAUUAUUAUGCUCACGUGUGGAUCAUGUUGAGUUGCUUUGCAUUUUUUUUCCUAUUCAUGACAAAGGCGUGGCAAAAAUACUUUUACCCAUUUGCGAAGGUAAAUACUAGUUAAACCAUGUUAGAAACUAGGAUGCUGAAAGCGUUUGUUGACCAAAUGGAAGACUUAAUGCUUAGUCUCCUCUAAUGACAUGGAGCAGGCGACUUAAUGCAAGCUGCUUACGUGCUUGCAUUUAGGAUGAAUACAGAAUACCAUACUCUGACUCGGGCCUUUUCCAUGCUGGCUACCUAAGCUGUAGUACUUUGUAAUCUUGGUUUAAGGAUUCAUGCCAUUUGAAGCUCUCAAGUACUUGGAGUUAAUUUUGGCCCAUUAGCCCUUGGAAACGACAAAAGUGUAUUCCUCAAGUUUUUGAGAUCAUAUCCAAUCAUACAAAUACAGCACAUCAUCAUAUUAUCCGAAUGCCACUAAAGGGGCUUUAUAUAAUUACGUGAUUUUCUUAUUGUGUGAAUUAUUAUAUAAAUUCAAGGCCUCAUCAUAUGUUGCGGUAAAAAUGCAUUACAACAUUAUAUACAGUGAUGUAUAUCAUUAUAAAAAUACAUUACUUGCCAAAAGAAAAUAUAUAAAUACAUUACAACAUUAUAUUUCACGGUCAAUGUAAUUUACGAAAAGUAAUGCAUACGUGUUAGUGUAAAUUAUUUUGCUUCUCGAGUAAUGCUGGUUUAUUGUGAAAAUGUUUUUUUGACAUUAUCGUUGUAAUGGGUGCUUGGGUAUUACUCAAAAGGAAUCUCAAGGAUUUUGACCGGAUCAACAUAUGAUCAUUGUAAUUGAACAUUACAGUCAGGACCUCUAAUGAUGAACACCCUUAAGAGUUGAGACUGAGAAGUAUACAAAAGGAAUCUCUAAUAAUAUAAAACAGCUAAAAUGAUCUCGGGAUUUCAGCCAGGAUCAACAUAUGAUCAUUGUUAUUGAACAUUUCACUGGAUCUAAUCAAGUAGUAAAGCUAUGCAAAGUAUUUAUGAUUUUUGUAUUUCACUGUGUAAUUUGGAUUGCUUGAGAAAUGGGAAGCGACUUUCUAAAUUCCGACCUGAAGUUAAACAAAGUUCAGAAAAAAUUUAUUUGCAUGUGAAUUAUCUACACAUUUCUUUCUCGUGUGUUUUCUUUUUUUUUUUUGUUUUUUUUUUGCUAUUGGGCACAGAGCAUUUCCAUAAAAUCUUUUU
Messenger RNA from Amaranthus tricolor (Joseph's coat), 1980 nucleotides. Its product is annotated as DNA repair protein XRCC4. Gene Ontology annotation, cellular component: DNA ligase IV complex; DNA-dependent protein kinase-DNA ligase 4 complex; nucleus. The record is from RefSeq and is a predicted model, not a curated record. NCBI's taxonomy places the organism in Eukaryota, Viridiplantae, Streptophyta, Magnoliopsida, Caryophyllales, Amaranthaceae. Gene Ontology annotation, biological process: DNA recombination; positive regulation of ligase activity; response to X-ray. The coding region runs from base 199 to 873 and encodes 224 amino acids. Gene Ontology annotation, molecular function: DNA binding. The transcript is spliced from 4 exons.